CUCCCUCUCGACUCGCCUGUUUCACGUCGCUCGAACGGUCAAACCUGAGAAGCGCAAACGGGUCGCAAUCGCAUUCGGCGGCUCCAGGCGAGUGCGGAACGCUGCAGGAACAACUGUCGACCAAAUGUCACGGCUUCAAUUAACUUACUACUAGCCAAUCAACGUGUCGGCGCUUGAGCAGUUGCGCGAGGUCAUGUCCGCACCACAUGACCUCGUCGAAGACUACGACAUGGAUACAGUAUCAUUGAUGUCUGCUGUGGAAGACGAGCAGGAGGGCCUGUACUUCAACGCUGAGUGUAUUAUUGCUGAGAACCUUGACGACGAAGAAGAGUACCUCGUCAAAUGGGAAGACUAUCCGUUACACCGGUGCACCUGGGAGCCGCCAGAGCAUUUGGACGGUACCAAUCUGCUCUCCGAAUGGAAACGGCUCAAGGAAGAGCUCGGUGAAGCUGCCCUCCAACGUGAGAACGAGAGGAACUGCAAGGCCUAUGCAGAGGCGAUAAAGAGAGUAGAAGCUGUCAAGAAGCGCAAGGAUGCAAAGUGCGCGAAGAAGCGCAAGAAGCUGCAACGGCGGGAUCGCAGAGUUAUUUUUGACGAUGACAGCAGCGAAGAAGAGCCUUUGGCUACAUCACGGAGAGGUCGCAGCCUGUUUGUGGACGAGGGACAGCCAGUCUCAGGCUCACCGGACAAAAGCCCUACCGACGCACGCCUCUCUCCUGUUCCUCGCAAAGCGCCUUUGCAGCAGUCUUCUUCUCAAGAAGAAUCGAGCUCAGAGGUACAUGACUCAGGCGACUUUCUAAUGGGCGAACUGCAAAGAGAGAAUAGAAUGACACGCAAAGCGGACCGACGUGCGGCGCGCAGCCCACUGCGCACCUCGUUGUUACAUAACAAGAAGGCAGAGUCUACUACUUCGGUAAGAACAUCAAAGACAGCAGCGGCAGCUGAGAGAGGUCCGCAGCGACUCAAGGUAUCUGCCGUUACCACAAAGUCUGCUUUCCCGACUGUGUCAGAAAAAGACAAAACUGUCGUCACGACCGCAACCAUAUCAAACCCCACAGAAAGCACAGUCUCCAAAGGGGGUGGGAAAGCUAUCCAUACAGCCCCAUCAAAGCAGACGAAUCGAGCGAUCAACUUUUCCGAUCAGCCAAAAGAGCAACAAAGAACGGGCUGGUUGACUGACAACCAUUAUAACAAGCUGAAGUAUAGAGGCCUUGCAGAAAAGCGAUCUCGUACGGAAGGUACACCAGACUUCAAUGCACUCACCUUUGUCAACGGCCCGCCACCCACGUUGUCCAAAGCAGCAACAAAAUCAGGCGGCGAUCCCUAUAGUCGUCGCGAUAUUGCGAAUCGUCGUAUACAAGAAGAGGAGAAUCCCGAUGACCGAUCCCAACUUGGACAGGACGCGGGGCCUCUUGCCGACUGGGAAAAGGAUAAGUUACCGUUGAUUUGCAGCGCCUGUAAACUCAGUUCGAAUUGUGCAUUCGGUGCACAGAAGUGCAGAUUCAUGCAUCGAACUUAUGAUCCACAAGGUCAACCGUACCAGCUGGGCGACAUCAACAAUUGGAUUCCCCCAAAGUAUCGCAAGUCACCAAUUACUUGUAAGUUCUGGUGCAAUGGAAAUAGGUGCAAGAAAACUCCGGAGGAGUGCACAUAUGCACACGAAGAUACAGGCUGGACGGAGAUCAACGGCAAGCCAAUCGAGAGGGAGCAUUUGCCUCCUACUAUAGCAGAAGCUACAAUUCGGGAUGCACCGCCGCACUUCAUUCCAUUCAAGCUCCGGAAUCCACCCAUCACAUGCAGCUUCUGGCUGCAGGCUCCACAAGGUUGCUCCAAGACUGAAGCCGCUUGCAAGUGCGCUCAUUGGAACACGGGCUGGGCGCAUCCCGAACACGACAUCAAAGCACCUGCCGUUCCAAUAGAUCCAAAUCUACGGCCUCGACGUGUGCCGUCCAAGUAUGCCGAUCCUCCCGUGACAUGUCCAUUUUGGCUGAGAUCAGAGUCUGGCUGCACAAGAACAGACGAAGAGUGUGAGUACGCUCAUUGGAAUACCGGCUGGGCUCCAUCGGGCUUAGAAAAUGGACAGCCGUUGCCCAUUGACUCGAGCAUGCAGUCACGCAGUCAGUCUUACUUGAGUACUGGACAAGAUCAAUCCACAGAUAGCGGAAUGAUUCUGCCCAGUUCACAGGGUCAAGCUAACAAAGAUCUCACCUGUUCUGCCUGGUUGAGAGAGCUUCAGGGCUGUCCAAAGUCUGAAGACGCAUGCGACUAUCUCCACAGAAACACGGGACGGGCCAUUUCCAAAAACAGACCAUUCGAUCGUACUAUACCACUAGACCCUAAUCAGAUACCUCGCUUCCAGCGCAACCAUAACGGAUCAGUUCGCUCAAAUGUCUUCGAUGUUCCGGCACCAAAAAAUGCAGACCCCUCAAUAACAUGCUUCUUUUGGUUGAACCAUCCAGAGGGUUGCAGUUACAGUGCUGCCGACUGCAGCUUCGCACACAGAAAUACAGGAUGGACGCGGCCCCGGGGGUCGGGACAGAAUCCAAAGCCUAAGCAGAUCAACCCCAGAGAAAUGCCUCGGUUCCGGAAAUACGAUCCGACCGACGACAGUAGCAUGCAAAAUGGUCACACCGGGCCAUCUUCACGAAUAGGGUCGCUCAACUUUGCAAGCGAGCCUGGUUUCGACAUCGCUGAUCACAUGCUUCCCACCUUUUCUCGAGAAGUUGUGCAAAGCCCUGUCGCUAUUGAUGAUUUUUCCAGGAGCCAAUUGCCAGCUACCAUAACCUCUGUCCAGCUCAAUGCAAAGAUUGAGCAGCUCUACAAUAUGAACAUUAUGGACAUGUUCAACUCGGGUGUUCCGGACGAUGACACGAUGCUCGAGCAUCGAGCUAUGCUACUGUAUCAUCCUCAAGAACACACAGAGGAUAUCGAGCUUGUUACACGAUGGCUGUUGAUGCACGAUGUGCAAGUGUCGAACCUGUGGUAUGACGGCGCUUGGACGCAGUUCCAUCAGGACAUGUCUGAGGGCAAAUCUGGCAUUAUAAUCGCGCAUCCGGAUUUUGAGCGAUUCGUGGAGCUUCCCGGCUUUGGUGAGGUCCUCAAGCAGCGGACACGCGUGUGGUCUGUUGGUCUGCAACCACCCGCAGAAUAUGAGUUUGGCGUUAGUCCGGAUCCGCCAGAGCUACAGCAUGCUUGCAUCGGCAUCUUUCCACAUGGCGGCUUUGUCUACAUCACCGACGAUGUUUUCGAGCAGAAGCCGCAGCUCGCGCUGAGUAUCGUGAAGCUGUUUUUUGCCAAGAUCGAGCAGCUGCGCAGCCUAGGUGGACCUGUCUCGCCGUGGUUGGAGAUAUCUGACGCAUGUCUGCUCUGGCGACUCUGUGUUCGUCCCGAACUGACGGAGGCCCUGUACCGAAAGUGUGAGGAUAAUUCGGUGAAGCUUGCAGCGCAGAACUCUGAUUAUAUGAGCCGUGCCGAACUCUACCAGCUCCUGACAUUAACAAAUUACAUCGAACAAGAUCACCCGAUCGAACCACGCAGCCUUGUUGAAGACAAGUACCCCAUCAUUUCCGAGCGCCGUGUCGUCGCUGAGCACCCGCCUCUUGACUACUUCAAUCGCCUUGCCAAUAGUCAGGAAGACGCCAAUACUCACAUGAUUGGCUACUAUGCAGCCAUGCAAUCAGCUGAUAUGCGACGCGCGUAUCGUUACUUCUACGUUGUACAUACAGAUUCCGAAGCAGCUUGUGCGAAAGAGUGGAAGGCAAGCAUUCACAACAUUGCUGAGAUUAUCACGCCAGAGCAAUGCAUCGAAGAGCUCAGUAAACCAAGCAAAGAAAGUUUGUUCGACUUCCUCGACUGGGCCAUGGGGCCGAAGGAGGGGGAAGCAGAACUCGAGUCUGAGGGAGAAGAAGAACUGAGGGACGCUGCUAUGGAGAUGUCUUCGCCUCGGGCAAAGAUCUCCACCGUCCCUGCGGCAUAGUAAGAUGUGAACAGGACUCUCGGGGUCUCUCUCAAGCAUUUUGUCGAGUUUACCGACAGGAAAAGGAGUAAGGCGCAUAAAUACCCAAUCGUUCUGGCAAAGUCAACGGCGUUGAUGUUGCUCAGUGCUCGCUCAGCAAUUGCUCAGCACGAAGGAGCAACAGCAGCAUAAUUGCUACAGUCACAAUCGAUCAAAGAUUUCACCCC
Molecule: messenger RNA, 4182 nt
Organism: Didymella exigua CBS 183.55
Lineage: Eukaryota; Fungi; Ascomycota; Dothideomycetes; Pleosporales; Didymellaceae
Exons: 5
Coding region: 194-3976 (1260 amino acids)
Molecular function (GO): metal ion binding
Source: RefSeq, a predicted model, not a curated record